UUCCAAUGAGGUAACAAACAGUUAUCCUCGUAAUAGCUGAUACAUUACAGAAGUUAAUGUUUUGAUUUUUUGCAUGUUAGGUUCAACCACGGUGCGAUAAUGAACAGCUUUUAGAAUCAUUGUAAAGUUCCAUCUCCAUAAUCCUUCCAUUGUUCAACGGGUGAAACGCGACUCCAAACUGGCGUCGUCAGUGUCUAAGCAACGACGCACAAUAACAUUGUAGCACCGAAAAUAAAUAAUAUUUUUUUUGCUCCAUUAGGAUUUUUUUAUUUUUUUUUACUAACUCCAAAUUACCGAGGAAAACGACAAAAACGACGUCUACGAGGAUUUCAUUUGACAUUUUACCGAGUUGUUUUGUCUUCGCGUCAUUCCUGGUGAAAAUGUAUGGGCGCGCUCCUAGAGUUACCUACCUCACCGUGGGCAGCACCACGUCCGAAGUUGGGCCAGGAUCAUACGAGGUCAUUCAAUACAAAACCAAAAAAUCAGAUGGCUAUGCUCCGUUCCUCUCACUCUCCAAACGACCCUCAAUGUUCCACAGGUCCAGCAAUGACAAAGCCUUGCCUGGACCGGGACAAUACAACAGCUCACAUAGCAAGGAUAACAUUCUGGGAGGACAAAGUCUAAAGAAUCGAUCAAAGCGGUUUGAUGAGGUGGUGUCAGAAGUCCCGGGCCCUGGAACGUACAACGUCCGGCAGGCAGCAGGAAACACACUGAGGGGAGCUGAGAGUGAGCCUCCGGGGAAGAGACGGACUAAGGUGUGGCUUCGGGGUGUUCCUACUCGCCUCAAGUUCCUGCCACAGCCAGACAUUCCUUCCAUCCCGUCACCUGGGCAGGCCUUUGGCUAUGAAGACAAUGGACAGGGAUUUCUUUGCAAGCAAAAGGCACCAGAAAAGGAUGAUACAUUAGGACCUGCUUUCUACAACCCAGUGGUGGCAGAAACCAGCUUCUCUCUGAAGUACAAAGGCGUCCAUUUUGGGAAGAUGACAGGGAAGCGAGGCGAGGUGAAGGGAGAAGAGUGCCCUGGACCAGGGCAAUAUGAUCCUGAAGAGUAUUCCACGACGGAGUACGAGAACGUCAAUGUGAAGGGGCAGAAGAGUCGGGCCGAGCUGGUCGUCCCGCGCUACCACGAGAUUGUCACCUUGCAGGAGGAGAAGAAGGGAGUGCCAGGUCCAGGCCAGUACCACAUCAGGAGUCAGUUUGAGAAGCCGAGCAGCCCGUACGGCAAUCUACCUGUCUUCAGCCCUCCUUUCCUCUCUCAGGCGCAGCGGUUCAGUCCUGUGAAGGAACUGGCUCCUCCUGUAGGUAUGUACAAUGACCCGCGCUGUGCUAUGGAGAUCCUCAAGAAGACCACUGGAAUGCAGAGAAAUCCCUUUGGUCUGACUGCUGUUCGGUUCCUCCCUGACAGCCGGAAACAGUCCACUCCAGGUCCUGGUGCCUAUAAUAUGUUUGAAUAUGGCCUGGCCCAGGACAGCAUAAAAAAGGCUUACCUAGAGAGUACCAGGAAGGGAGGCUUCGGUUCGACAGCCCAACGCAGUCUCAUGUUCCACAACAUUGAAGAGGUCCCUGGGCCUGGCCAGUACAAGGUGGAGAAGAAGACAGAGGAGCUGUACAAGAAGCAGCACACAGCAGCAUUCAAGUCGGCCACAGAACGACUGGCCAUAUCCCUGGUGGCUAAAGACACCCCUCCUCCCAGCUCCUACAACGUGCGGGAGUCUUUUGAGAAGACGUAUGGCCGCGCCUCCUUCUCAGAACCCAGGAGCGAGGGGGGCAGGAGACGCCAGAGCUCAUUCCUGAGCGCAGCACCCAGACACUCCUCCUUCUUGAGCUACGAUCCGGACUUCCCAGGUCCAGGUCAGUAUAGUCCUGACAUCAAGUCCAGUCCCCAGAUGUCUCUGAUCGUGUCCAGGGAGGAUCGCUUCAAAGGCCCCAAGAACACCAACCCCGGCCCAGGCACCUAUGAGCUCAGCCCAGCGAUCAUGGACACGGUUCUGAAGGGCACGUUCAACGUAACCCUCAACAACCCGCUGAGCAACCACUACCCUGCCCCUCACCUAUUGAGCGCCUUGCCGCCGCCGCCGCCGCUCACCCUCAGCAGUAUAUAGAGCAGGGUCAAAGGGAGCUUUUUGGAGGAAACCACAGACUGCCCUGAUGUUUCAGCAUUGGGAAAACAAUUCAAAUAAAUAGAUGUUAAACAAUAAUUUGUUUAUUUUACAUUAAUUUGUAAACACAUUGAUAAUUCUUCAACAACCUUUAGAACAGGGGUAAAACUAGAUUUAGCUGCAGGCCAAUUUUUUUCUGAGUGGGUGGCCAGGUUGGCUGAACAUUAUUUUUUAUCAUUUAUACACUGCAAAUUGAUUGCAAGUAAGCCCGAAUAAGAUAUUGUAUUUGACAAUAACAUGGUCAUUUCUCACCUUUGAUUACACUGAGACACGCUCACAUCUCCCACUGGGCCCACCAUGUCAUUUCAACCUGGAUAAUUUGGUAAUAUUUGGUUGAGACGUUGUUCAAUGAGAUUACAACCUAUAUCCACCCACUCAAAAAAGACAGCCAAAAGUUAGUUGAAUUUCCAAUGUGUUAUUAUCACUGUGCUUUCAACCAUCUAAACGCACAACCAAAUUCCAAUGGAAAAACAAUGUCCAACAUAUCAAUGAUCAAUUUGUAGACCAACUAGAAUUAAAGCCAGACUAAGUCAGUAUCACAGAUGGAACUAUCCAAGCAGAAGAUACAUAUAUUUGGUUGUGUUGACAACCAAACACAGUUCAAUACCCAGUUUGUCUACAAAUGAAUAACUGAUCUGUUGGAUUCACAUCUCCAUCUCAACCAAAAGUCACAGUUAAAGAAUAGGACUAAAUAUAAUCUAAUUUAAUCAAACUAUACAUUCACUUUAAGUAAUGUUUUAUUUGAAUUAGUUGUAUUCUUAACUUAGAUUUUUGGUUGAGAUUGAGAUGUGAAUCCAACGUAUUAAUGAUUAACAUGAAGACUACAUUUGAAAUCAACCCGAGCCUGAAACCCUAGGCUUACUGUAUAUGUAUAGUCUAUUUGUAGUUGAAUCCUGGGAUGACUUGAAGCAAUAGCUGUUGAUGCCUUUGUAAAUAUUAUACAGGCCUAAAUAGUAUUAUUGGUGAUACGAGUAAUAGGGUAGCUGUAGAUAGAUCUUCAGUAAUUCUCCAGUAGUCAGUCUUGUUGAAGAUCUGACGUUGUUUUAAAGCUAAAAAUUAAACAUAUUUUAUAAAAGGUUUGUCUAUGUUGAAAUUUGGUUAAUAUGAUGACAUCAUCCUGUGGGUAAAAUUUCACCCUUUUUCAAAUCCAAUGUAUUUUCCACCACAGGAGGUUGGUGGCAC
Messenger RNA from Oncorhynchus mykiss (rainbow trout), 3341 nucleotides. NCBI's taxonomy places the organism in Eukaryota, Metazoa, Chordata, Actinopteri, Salmoniformes, Salmonidae. The record is from RefSeq and is a predicted model, not a curated record.